UUUAACGCCUUUAAUUAAUGGUAGGCCAGUUAAAAGGAACGAAUGAUUGUGGUACGAAAAUUUUACAAAAGAAAAUUCAAAAUGAAAAUCAUGUGAAGCUUUUUGAAAAAAGUGAAACGUAUGAUAACCUUGUUGAAUUCAUCAAGGCUCUUGCUGAAUCCGUUAAGAGUUUACCUAUUAAAACAAAUGAAUUCCAAAAAACCAAUGGAUUCAUGCCAAAAUUUGACGUUUUAUUUCAAUCAAUUGAAUCGAUACUAAAUGAGGUCGAACCACUUGAAGGCAAUAUGCGUUUUGGUAAUAUAGCAUUUCGAACUUUUGUGGAGCGAUUAAACCAAAGUAUGCCCGAGAUUUUACUUUUAUUUUUACAACCACGGCGUGUUUGUGGAGUAACGUGUGAAACACAACAAACUACUUGCCGUCAAACAAUUCACCGUCUUGAGCCUUUUCCGUAUUCUGAUGCCGAUCGACCUCAAAUAGCACAAGAACUAAGUGACUAUCUUUGCUCAUCCUUUGGAGAUAAAACGCGAAUCGAUUAUGGCUCAGGACAUGAACUAAAUUUUAUUUGUUUUCUCUACUGUCUUGUUCGCCUUGAAUGUUUUGCUUCCACUGAUUACUCCAAUCUUGUGAACGUGGUUUUCGCAAAAUACUUGGCGUGCGUGAGGAGAGUUCAAACGCGUUAUUCGUUAGAACCAGCAGGCAGUCGUGGUUCAUGGGGAAUCGAUGAUUAUCAUUUUUUACCAUUUUUAUUUGGCGCAUCUCAGUUAUGUGAUCAAGAGAGUAUAACCCCACAUCAGAUUAAUGAUCCACAAAUAGUUCAUUUAUACGCGUCUCAAUAUUUUUAUAUGGAUUCUGUGAAAUGGAUUCUUCAAACCAAAGUUGGAGCCUUGUUCGGUGAAUGUGCUCCUCUGUUAUAUGAUAUUAGUGGGAUUUCAUCAUGGUUUAAAAUUUAUACAGGAUUAAUAAAAAUGUAUAAAGCGGAAGUGUUAGGAAAGUUGCCUGUUAUACAACAUUUCCUUUUUGGCAACAUUUUACCAGCACCAGCAACUUUGUAAAUUGCUAGAGACAAAAACGGACCCUUUUUUAACAAUGAUCAAAAGAUUGGCUUUGGGAGCUUUAUU
This is a messenger RNA of Hylaeus volcanicus, 1118 nucleotides long. RefSeq lists its product as uncharacterized. The coding region runs from base 18 to 1052 and encodes 344 amino acids. Lineage: Eukaryota; Metazoa; Arthropoda; Insecta; Hymenoptera; Colletidae. Gene Ontology annotation, biological process: mitotic spindle organization. The record is from RefSeq and is a predicted model, not a curated record. Gene Ontology annotation, molecular function: peptidyl-prolyl cis-trans isomerase activity; protein tyrosine phosphatase activator activity. Gene Ontology annotation, cellular component: nucleus; protein phosphatase type 2A complex; cytoplasm. The transcript is spliced from 7 exons.